UCAUGCCGGUGUGGGUGGGAGGAGACAGGGAGUCUUGAGGAUUUUAUGAGGGCGAAGCGGAUAACAACUUUUACAGAGCGGAUGCCCUUAAAUUUAACUAGGUAAAAAUGCAGUUAGUUUUACCAAGAUAGUGUACCUGCAAUUGCGACUUGCAGGAUGUGACUGGGAAUAUGCUUUUAGUGAUGGUAUUGUCUAGGUAAACGCAGGAAUCGCAUCUGAAGUUUUCUGCUUCCUAGGAAGUCGAAGCCACUGGAAUGUGUCGAAACAUGUCGUGGCGACGUAGCUUGUGCUGUUGUAUUGGUUAAAUCUUUGCAGCGGAUUGUAUUGAAUGAUCGAUAUUAAGCCUGAAUCCAGAUGGACAAACCUGGGGACAGAAUAUCAGGAGCAAAGUAAACGGACAAAGAUUGGCAUAAAGAAGUAACAGUAUGCAGCAGUGAAAGAAGGACAAGUAUCAACAGCCAGUGAGUGACUGAAAACCAUUACUUGACACUAGUUAUUUCUUUCUUCAGCUCUGCAAAAACAAAAAGCCAGACUCCCAACACAAGAGAGGAACGUUUGAAGAGUAUUAUAAUGUUCAAGGCUGUUCUGAAAAAGAAUCGUGAAGGUGGUAAGGGAAGCAAGAAAGACACUGAUAUAUGCUGGUUGGAACACCCAGGUGAUAACCCACAUUCCAGUAAUGACUACAUACAAAGGAGGCAAAGGACACAUGGUGACUACUACCAGGAGGACAUACAACAGUCAUCUGCUGUUCCAAGCAGUAACACUGGUUAUGGGAUAUCUGAAGAUCUCUACAGAGUGACUUCAACCAAGGGAAUAUCUAUGUCAUUGCCUUCAUCACCUCUCUUACCCCGCCAAGGAUAUAUGGUGCCAUCCCGCUCAAGCAAGAAGUCUCCAGGUCCAAUCAGAAAGCCUAAGUAUGUAGAGAGUCCCAGAGUGCCAGGAGAUGUAGUUGUGUCAGCUCCAAGAAAAGUAUCCGAGAUAAGUGAUCCUGCUUUGAAUGAUCUACAGGCUGAUAAAGAACAUAGCUCUUCCCCUGCUACUCAGGAAUUAAUGACAAGGUUGGGAUUCUUACUUGGAGAAGGGAUACCAAAUGCUGAUCACAUAUCAAUGGAGAACAAAAGCGAAAUAAAGUGCAUAACAGCCAACCAGGGAAUCAGUCCAUGUUCUACCUUAACAAGCAGCACUGCGUCUCCAAGCACAGACAGCCCUUGUUCUACUCUAAGUAGCUGCAUCAGCCAGCCAGCAGCUAGCAAAAGUAGUCCCUGUGGGACUGUUACCAGCCCUAGCUCCACAUUGGAAAGCAAAGAUAGUGGCAUUAUAGCGACAGUAACAAGUUCAUCUGAAAAUGAUGACAGAAGUGGAUCUAGUUUAGAAUGGAGUAAAGAUGGAAGUCUGAGGGACAGUGGUCAUCAUGGUAUUGGUCACAGUACAAGGUCAGACAGUUGCUCUCCUGUAGCAGAGGAGGAGACGACUGUCUUAACAGAGUGUUUGUUGAAAACUCAUGGAGCUUCUAAAGAUGGACCUGUCCCAUAUACGCAGCAAAGUUCAUCUAGCUAUGUAAUGCCUCGUCCAAACUCUGUUGCUGCGACAAGUUCAACAAAGCUAGAAGAUCUGAGCUAUUUGGAUGAGCAAAGAAAUACCCCGCUGCGCACUUCAAUCAGAUUGCCAUGGCACAGUACUGCUGGAGGCAGAGCACAGCAAGAAGUUAGAGCACGAUUUGCUCCAUACAAGCCAUCAGAUAUUAUGUUAAAACCGCUGCUAUUUGAAGUGCCAAGCAUAACAACAGAUUCCAUAUUUAUUGGAAGAGACUGGUUGUUUCACAAGAUAGAAGAAAAUUUUCAAAAUCUUGAUUUGCCAGAAAACAGAGGAGCAGUAAUUGUUGGAAAUGUCGGAUUUGGAAAAACUGCUAUAAUAUCAAGGAUGGUCGCUCUAAGUUGUCACGGAGGUCGUAUGAGACAAAUUGCAUCGAAUAGUCCCUGUACCUCCCCUAAAAGUGGUGAUAGCCAAGAGCUGCCACUCAGCCAGUCACCUCAGCCAGUCUAUUCAGCAAGUAGUGCCAACACAUUAAAGAGUGGAAGCUGCUUAGAUACCCCUGAACUUCAGAAGCAAAGAGAAGAAGCAGUGAAGAGAAUUGCAUCAAAGGUUGCAGCAUAUCAUUACUGUCAAGCAGACAACACCUAUACAUGCCUCGUACCCGAGUUUGUUCACAGUAUUGCAGCUUUACUUUGCCGGGCUCACCAGCUAACAGCAUACAGAGACCUGCUUCUGAAGGAGCCUCACCUUCAAAGCAUGCUUAGUUUGAGGUCAUGUGUUCAAGAUCCAGUGGCAGCAUUUAUUAGAGGAGUUUUGGAACCCCUCACAAGCCUUCGAAAAGAACAAAAAAUUCCAGAAGAAGACUAUAUAAUAUUGAUAGAUGGCUUAAAUGAGGCCGAGUUUCACAAGCCUGACUACGGUGAUACAAUUGCCUCCUUUGUAAUCAAAAUGAUUUCAAGAUUUCCACCUUGGCUGAAACCAAUUGUAACAGUGCGUUCUAAUUUCCAGGAAAUAGGUUUGCUUCCAUUCUUCAAAAUUUCUCUGGAUAAUUUUCUUGAGAACAGAGGCAUCACUGAUGAUCUGAAUUCAUAUAUACAGUACAGAAUCAACACCAGCCAAGAAAUAUUAAGUAACAUAUCACUAAAUGGUAAAUCAGAUUCUGUCACAGUUGGUAAAGUAAGCAACCAUUUGAUCACACGAAGCCAAGGUUCCUAUCUUUAUUUAAAGUUGACUCUUGACCUCUUUGAAAAGGGCCAUCUUGUGAUCAAGAGUGCAAGCUAUAAAGUGGUUCCAGUGUCUUUGUCUGAGUUGUACUUGCUUCAUUGCAACAUGAAGUUUAUCACCAAUUCUGCCUUUGAAAGGGUGCUUCCAAUUUUAAAUGUGACUUUGGCAUCCCUUCAUCCUAUGACUGCUGAACAGAUUUUUCAUGCUGUUAAUGCUGGGUCAGUGACUGGGGAAUUGGAAUGGGAGGACUUCCUGCAGAGAAUGGAGGUUCUUUCAUGUUUUUUGAUUCAGAGAAGAGAUAAAACAAGAAUGUUUUGUCAUCCAUCUUUCAGAGAAUGGCUUGUUUGGAGGGCAGAUGGAGAAAGCACAGACUUCCUUUGUGACCCAAGAAGUGGCCAUGCAUUAAUGGCGUUCAUGUUUUCACGCCAAGAAGGAAAGUUGAAUCGUCAACAGACAAUGGAGCUUGGUCAUCAUAUUCUCAAAGCACAUAUUUUUAAGGGUUUAAGUAAGAAGACUGGGAUCUCUUCCAGCGUUCUUCAAGCCCUGUGGAUCAGUUACAGUACUGAUGGAUUGUCUGCUGCGCUGGCUUCUUUGCGCAAUCUUUACACUCCAAAUGUAAAGGUUAGUAGGCUGUUAAUUUUUGGAGGAGCAAAUGUGAACUAUAGAACUGAAGUAUUGAGUAAUGCUCCCAUCCUUUGUGUACAAGCCCAUCUUGGCCAUGAGGAAAUGGUUAGUCUGCUUCUGGAAUUUGGAGCUGCUGUUGAUGGAGCAUCAGAAAAUGGCAUGACUGCUCUUUGCUAUGCAUCGGCUGCAGGACAUCUGAACAUAGUGUCACUUCUUGUAAAGAUGGGAGCAAAGGUCGAUCACUUGGACAAAAAUGGCCAGUGCCCUAUUGUCCAUGCUGCCUUAAGAGGACACCAGAGUAUCAUGGAAUAUUUUAUCAGUUCUGAUUGGAUGGACUGUGGCCAGCAGCGAAAUCAAUUAAGAGAAAAGCAGACACUACAGCAGGCACUAAUUGCUGCUUCCAGUAUGGGACACUGUCAGGUGGUUGAGGAGUUGCUGAAACUUGAGAAUGUAUUUAAUGUUGAAAUCAAUGGAACAGACACACUGUGGGGUGAAACAGCUUUGACAGCUGCUGCAGGCAGAGGUAAACUGGAGGUCUGUCAGCUGCUGCUUGAAAAGGGAGCAGUAAUAUCUAGAACCAAUCGACGAGGAGCUUCCCCACUCUUUUGUUCUGUGAAGCAGGGUCACUUGCAGGUUGCCAAGCUGCUUCUGGAACAAGAAUCUGAUGUUAAUGCAAGUGACAAGCAGGGUAAAACACCAUUAAUGGUAGCUUCUUGUGAAGGGCAUUUGAACACUGUGGAAUUUCUCCUUUCAAAAGGUGCAUCAGUAUCUUCGGUAGAUAAAGAAGGGCUCUCUGCUUUAAGCUGGGCUUGUUUAAAGGGACAUAAGGCAGUGGUCCAGUGUUUAGUGGAAAGAGGUGCAGCCAUAGAUCAUACAGACAGGAAUGGCCGUACUCCUUUGGACCUUGCUGCUUUCUAUGGAGAUGCUGAUGUUGUCCAGUAUCUGGUAGAAAGAGGAGCCAUGAUUGAGCAUGUUGAUUGCAGUGGAAUGCGUCCCUUGGACAGAGCAAUUGGAUGCCGGAAUACAUCUGUGGUGGUGACUCUCCUUAGGAAAGGAGCUAAAUUAGGCUGUAGAACUUCUGAUCGAUCAGGAAAUGCUGCCUGGGCAAUGGCCACAUCCAAACCUGAUAUCCUUAUUAUUCUUCUACAGAAAUUGAUGGAAGAAGGAAAUGUGCUAUAUAAGAAAGGAAAAAUGAGAGAGGCAGCCCAAAGAUACCAGUAUGCUCUUAGAAAAUUUCCUCGAGAAGGAUUCGGUGAAGAGCACAAGUGUUUUAAAGAACUAAAGGUUUCACUUUUCUUAAAUUUGUCACGAUGCAGAAGAAAGACAAAUGACUUUGGCAUGGCAGAAGAAUUUGCUUCUAAGGCACUUGAACUGAAGUCCAAGUCAUACGAAGCUUAUUAUGCUAGAGCAAGAGCAAAGAGAAGCAGCAGGCAGUUUGCUGCAGCCCUGGCAGAUUUGCGUGAAGCUACAAAACUUUGCCCUAAUAACCGGGAAAUAAAAAGGCUUCUGACUCGAGUUGAAGAAGAAUGUAGACAGUUUCAGAGAACACAGAGGCAACAGUAUAAUUAUCCAGCCCAACAGAACAAUGACUCAGACAAUGAAGAGGAGGUUCUGGAUCAAAUACUCGAUAGCCAUCCAUCUCUUGGUCUUGAGGAGAUAGAUGAGGAAGAAUUUUCACAGCAUGAUGAAAUGUCUGUACCUUUCCCUGUACCACAACAUUCACAGGCUUCACUUGCCACUAGCAAAGCACUUCAGGAAGGAUCUGGCAGUUUAUCACAGAAGUCAAGACCUGUGUCACCUCAGAACAGAAUAGGUCAGCGGUAUAUGAAGGAUCCACUUGCUCAUCAGGGUUUCAUUGGGCAGCCUACUAAACAAGCCCAAAUAGUAAAAACUAACCAACACAUUAAUUCUGUUCAUUCUGGAAUACGAGAUGGAAAUGGGCAAUAUAGCAGCAAAACACAGACCCAGUCACAGUAUACACCUCCGAGCCCUGUGCCUGGCAGACAUGGCACAAGUACAAAGAACAGAGGUGGACAAAAUCCAGAUGGUGGUGAUACUGUGCCUGUAUUAAGCACCACUGUAGGGCAUCAUUCCGGAUCUUACAGUGACAGGUUGGCACCAAGUCUGACUGCAAAAACUGAAGUUGUGGCUUCCUGUCACUCUUCCCAGUCAUUCAUAAGUGCCACAAAAACAAAUGAGAGAGUGACUGCACACACUGCACCAUGUGUUGAAGCUGCAGUGUCUCAACCAAACAUAAGUGAAAUUAAACAAGGAAGCAUAGCCAGUUCCUUUUCUGCAUCUGGUUCUCAGGCUAGUAACAUGAAACUUUCUAGCUCUACAAGUAGCUUAGCUUCAAGCUGCAACCUGUCAGACAGUGGAAAAAUCCAAGGGCCAGAUGUCCGAACAAAAACAACUCUUGAGCAUAGGAGUAAUCAAAGUGGAACUGAUCACCGGCCUAGAGCAACUCCUUUUAUGGGAAUCAUAGAUAAAAAUGCAAGGUUCCAUCAGCUGCAACAAGGACAGCAACAAAAUCGUAGCUGGUUCAACCAGCCAGCUGAAGGAUUACUUCAGAAUAUUAGUCAUACUAAUGUAACACAGACAUUAAAUUCUGCCCCAUCUUUUGUGAACCCAACAAGUGCUUACCAUGAUCAGACUAAACUUCCAUCUCAGGGUGCUGUAGGAAGUAUUCACAAUGGAAUGCAUCAUAAGGAACAAGGAGAAAAGACAUGCGAAGCUCCUACCAAUUUUCAGGAACCUAAGUCAGCAGGGAUUCUUUCUCACUCACUUCAAGAUAAUGUACCCAAACAGCAAAGUCAGACAGCUAGAGAAACCCACUCAAAUCACGUUAAUUCAUCUAUGAAACCAAAGCGUUCAUUUAUAGAGUCUAAUGUGUGAACAUUUAUAAUUGUUCCUAUAUGGUAAUAACACAAGAUGGUUUCCAGUUAUAAUACCAUUAGAUUUCCAGCCACUGAUAAAACAUUGAAUUUCCUAGCCAUAUUUUUCCUCAUGUAGCAGAUCAUUAUUUUUUUCUUUGUUGGUAUAAAUUUAAGACAAAACAUUACAUUAUGCAGUUGUAAGCAAAUUCUAAGAAGAGAGAAGAAAAUAUUUCUUGCUGCAUAGAAAAUAAUUUAUCAUUUUACUCUACUAAUGUUAUUUGUAUUUCCUGUUAGUUUCAGAUAUCUUUUUAGUUAACUGUUCUUGGUGAAAUGCUCUAUGCUGUUUCGUACUUUUGGGGGUGGGUGCAUUUUAUGUAUUACAGUAUUUUGUUUUCAAAUGAGGGACAAAAACAACUGUAAUAGAACCUUAGGACCCCAAGUUUUUUCCAUUGUUCUGUAAUUUAACAUUGUAUUUGUUUCUUACCUGUACAUAAUACUUGUGUGUGUGUGUGUGUGUGUGUGUGUGUGUGUGUGUGUGUAUAUAUAUAUAUAUAUAUAUAUAUAUAUAUAUACACACACACACACACACACACACACACACAAAUUGUGUGUUCACCGACUGUUACAUAACAGCCCUGUUUUGAAAGGCUUUCACGUGUUUAUUUUCCUUUACCAGUGGGCAAGAACCCCUUCAAAAUUGUGGAAACUAACGUUGCAUUAUACUUGACCCAUGAAUCAUAGACUAGUCCCAUUUUACCAUCUGCAGGGGUAGGAUUAGUGGCACAUCCACUGGAUUUCCACAUUCACAUUUUUUAGGAGUGCCUUGAAGGAUUAUUUUCAUACAUUGAGAAGGUGCAUAUGUCAAGUCAAGUAGGAACAGGAAAGCUAAUAAUGUGCCCUUCUCUCAGCAUGUCCUUGUUUUUGUAAAAAACCUGUGAGAAAUUAUACGUUGUGUUUACAUAUGCUGGAACACAAGUUAAAGGACUAUGUCGGAAUCACAGCUGAAAUGUCUCGCAUUGAACUUGUGCUGUCAUUGAGUACUCCUCCCCUAAAAUCUUUUUCCUAUAAUAUUGUAUAUCGGUUACAUUUAGUAAAGAAGUUUCUUACUUGCAGUCUACUGUUAAGCAGAGCUGUAAUCCUUCUUUUUGUGGGUCCAAAGCAAACUUGGUAUGGACUGAAUAUUCCAUAUUGUAGCCACAUACCAGACACAGUGGGAAAUAAAACAGGGCUGUGUAUUGUGCAGGGAAUUUAAAAAAACAGACCCUUAAAGUCUAUUAUUUUAUAGCCAUUGCUUUGAAUGUGUUUUAUAGCUUCAAUCAUGCUGGUUAUUGCACUGUAUAAAUAAUAUAGCAUGUAAGACAUUAACAGCACUUUAUUUACUACAGGUUAUAAAAUGUUUUCAGGUGUUUAUCUGAUAAAAUGCUAUGACAUUUUUGUAACCAGUGCCAUGGAAAAGAUGGUGCUGGAUCCUCAAAUAGAAAAUUGAGGUGCAGAUAUUGUAUCAGCACUUGAAGCAGAGUACUAGUGUUAAUGCUUUAGUACUUGGAUGUGUCAAUGCCAUGUGUUUAGUGUAGACUGUAAAAAAAUCUGGUUGUAGAUAGGCAAGAAAAAGGAUCAGCAGGAAAUAAGAAAAAUUUGUAAGUGGCCAUUUAAGCAGAAGGCUUUGUAAUGUUUAUUGUAUGUAAUUAAGUUAUCAUGGAUCUGCUUUAUCCUGAUGGAGCCCCAAGUACUGAAUUGCAAUGUGGAGAACACAUCUCAUUGAGUAGUGGUAAUCAACAAAAUCAGUGACAAACACUUUUUUGCACACAGGAGCCCCCAGAGUGCAAACUCAUAUACACACACUUACAUUCUAAUUCUGAGGUUGCAGAGCAUCGAUAAACAGUUUUUUAUUGUAGAGUGAAAUAUUUACUUUUUCCAGAGGUUACAUGACCUAGAGUUGGUAUGUAGAAGCAGGUGUUGUGAGCAGCACAGCCAACUUGUACCACAUUACAAAAAAACAAAAAACAAAAAGGUAGAAGUGUAGUUUAAAGUAAUGUAUGUUUCAGUUAAUAUUGCUGUACAGUGAGAUGUGCCCGAUAACCCUGCAAUUUAGUAGCCUGUGUAUCAUUAAGGUGAAGUAGAUCCAGUUGUCAGGGUACUUCAGAUUUUGGUCAUUAAAACUAUAGUGCCUAAACUUUUAAAUUGCUCUUCUUAAGGAGAUUUGUUCCAUUCUGGUUUGACAGAAUAACUUGCCAACCACCUUUACAGCACUGGCACUUUUGGUCAUGAUCAUACAUUGCUAUCAAAAUCUUGUGUGCUCUGUGUCAUCUGCAUAUUACUUAAGUUCUUUGUCAAGAGUUGUUUUUUGACAGGUGUAAUGUACAAGAUGUUGAGAAGCACAACAGAGGCUCAGUAAUAACUGUUUCAACACGCUGGUACUAUUAUUACAGUAAACGUUUUUCUACAGCAGUAAUAAAAUCCAUAUUUGACAGAUCCUUGAUGAAAAAGUGGUCGGGAGGCUACAUGUAAUGAACUCUUCUUCAUCCUCUGUUUAUCAGUUUUAGUAGAAUCCUCCUCACUGUGAUCAGCCAUGGUCAUCAAAUUUAAUGAAGGAACUUCUUUACAAAGAAAGGGGAGGAGCCCUUUCUCUCCAUUUCUUCCCCCCACUAAUUCAGUAUCUUCAGACUCAACUUGCUGAAGUAACAACUGCCAAUCUUCCAACUUUAAACAUUUCAACCAGCCUUCAUAAAGAAGCCUCCCGUGAGAGUCCCUUCCUGAACUUCAAAAAACUGAAAUAAAGUUGUUGGUGAAUAUGCAGUUAAUGCAAGAGGUAUAUAGACAAUCCUUGCUUAUAGUAUGUGAUAUUGCUAACUAGCAAGCCAGGGGUGUAGUAUAUAGAAUGGUUCUUUGCCACCAUACAGGUGUGCAUGUUUCCCCAACAAAUAUGAUAAACUUGCAGUUGAUUUGUCUUCAGCUGUUCAGCAGGGAGAUUAAAGAGCUUAUUUUAAAGGUCAAGUAAAACGGGUCAUUGUAUUGCUUCUUUCAGCUGUAAGAAACAUGAAGGCAAACAUGGCCAGAAUACAUAAACCAACAAAGGUUUCCAACAUCUGCAAAGAAAUAAGUCCUUCGGAUCUGAUUCCUAUUAAUGGCAGCAGUAGUUUGACUGCACGUUUAAACAUUACUUCCUUGCCAGCCGGUCAAGAAAUAGUUUAGAGAAGCUUCUAAUCAUAUCAGGCUUGUUGGUUACACAACUGCUAGUACACCUGCAUACCCUGUAACUGUACCCCCUCCAUGGUAGCUCAGCAUCCUGACACUCUCCAUAAACAGUGCUUCAUCAUGAAGCACAAUCUUGCUGAAGAAGUUGAUGGAGUCCGUAUCUAAUAUGUCUGCAGAAAUGUGGGACUUUUACUCCUAUGUUGUACUGAUUUUCCAAUAAGACUGGAGACUUUCUACAUAUUGUAGACUUAAGAAGAAUUGACAAGUUCAUUCUUUAUAAGUUGUUAACUGUUUGGUUCAUUUUGCAAUAGGUAUAUCUACAAAUGUAAUUUCUCCAGCUGACAUGAAGAUCCUGAAGGUCAAAGAUUCCAGUUCACAAACUUGUUCUCUGCAUUUUCUUGUAUUUUGUUUAGCCUUGCAAAGUACUUAGGAGGCAUAGCAAUACUCUUUGCUGACAAAAAGUCCAUGCCUUUUCUUAUGUAGCAUUUAGCUGCCUAAAACACCAUUGGAAAGCCAGUAAGCAGAACAGUGCAGUGGGACAAGAUGUUGAAAAGGAGAUUAAAGUGACUCUGGAUCACAGGUGCCCUCUCUGAGGGUUAACUUGUUGGCCCAAGUACUAGAGGCUAAAGUGCCCAUCUUAUCUCUGUUGGAAGGAAGUGGCAUUUCUGCUGCAGGUAUACUGAGUUACCUUGCCAGGUGUUCAGGUAAUGCCAUUUCUGAAGAUUGUAGGCUGCAUGGCUGAAGCUGUUUCAGGAGUACCUUUGGCAUGCUUUUAGAGACUUUUGUAAGUGAUCUCAGGCCAGCUAGUGGUGCUGGUGUAAGGAAAGUAUGGAGCAGUGGAUCCAGCUCUUCUCUUCAGUCUAACUGGCUUGUAGUUAUAGAAUUUAGCCAUUUUGUAGAGAGAAUGCCACUGUUGGUGCAAAAACCAUUUUGAUUGCGCAAGUCAUAUGCAUCUUGACAAGAUUAAGAUUGUACAUUUUCAGUCAUGGGCCCCCAGGAGAUUUGUUCCAAUGUCGUUUUUUACUGCCCACAUCUGGUGUCCUGAGGCAAAGACAGUACUUUUUAUUCAAAAGACUCAGGACUGUGGUCUUUCAUGACCUUUUUUGUUAAGGCAGUGACUCUCUGCAUCAGAAAACAUGGAGGCUCACAUUCCAUAGUCCUGGAAUAUAAGAUCAGGAACCUCUGGCUGUGGGUCCUUAGCCAAAGGUUGGGCUUACAAACCCUUCGUAUCCCAGAAGUUGAAAAUACCCUGGUAAUUUAACUUUGUAGAGCAGAAUUUUAUAAGUGGGUGAUAAGUUUUCUUACUAGACAGGCAAACUCAAAAACAUUUAGAAAAUCCAGAAAGUACAAACAUUUGUCUGUUUUGCUGUUGUCAGGCAAGUAUUGUGGGUGCUUUAUUCAGACACUUUUGCUUCUAUCUUUGAGGAGGGAGAUUAUGCCUGUGUUUUUUCUCUUACUCUGAAAAUUCAGCUAGCAUUCCUCAAGAUGACAAGUGGGCAGGGACGAGGGUGGGGGUAAACAUUAUGGUGACCUGAAUCCUGAAUAUGACAGCACCCUUUUGAUACUUUCAGAUUUGUUUUCCUUUUCUACAAAAGUAAUUUAGGCAUAUGCCUCCUCGUUCACUUCCUGCUGAGUUGUAAAAGUCCUUUCUUGGUCAUUUGAAGACUGUUUGUACAUGACUUAAACUCUUUCUUUCAUCCAUUUCAGAGAAUGUUAGCAUUGCAUUUUUGCAGUAGCCACAUAGGGGGGCACCAGAAGGUUUCUGAAAUUGUUUUGGCAGUUAGGGGAACUGGCCAUGAGAAACCAUGCAUGUUUUAAAUGGAAGACGAUUCACUGCUUGGGAUGGCAGGUAAAGGACUGGAUGAUGUUUCUUUAAUGGUUGCAGUUAUAUUUAAGCUACCUUUUCUCUUUGAGUCAGGAAUGCAGUAUUCUAUUGUAUAGAUUCCUCUUUCAGUUUUAUUUUUUUCAUUAGCGAGGGGGAAAUUAAUCCAGUAGUACAAAUGAGCCUUUGUUAACAUUUGAUAUUUCCUUCCUCUUGCGGUUUGAACUUUUACUGAAAGGCUUGCACUGCCUGUCUUGAACAUGCAUCUUCCUGUGACCUGCAUUGCCAUUCAUUGCAUUCUGUAAUUAUUGGGACUUCUUCUGCAAACCCCCUCUUACUUCUUAAGGUGUUCUUCAGUUUGCUUUUAGCUAUUGGUGCACUUUGCUUUACUCUCAGUUCUUGAUUCAUCUGCUCAUUUUCCCAGGAGAUUUAAUCUUGGAGUGGCUUUGCCAAAUAGCUUUUAUCUUUGUACAGCUUUAAGCUGUUUUUCAGAAAGAUAUCCAUAUAUAUUUUUGGUGUCUUUGCAAAAGGCAGUCUGGCUGAAAAGACCUUGAAAUGCUCUCUGAUUCAGUAAUUGUGUUUAUCAUUACCUAACUGGUUAACAAGUCCUUUCUUGGUCACAUAAAGACUUGCUUUUUUAGACUUGCCACUAUUUCAUCUUUGUUUCAGGACAUCUGUGCAAUGGCUGCAUGGUUUAGCAUUCAUGUGUUUAACAAAGUAUGCUGUUUGGGUGUAGUAUCCAAGUCACGUGCCUGAUUUGGUGUAACAGUCCUGUAGUAACUUACUGAUCAGGGAUUUGGCCAAGGACCUACCUCCUCCCAGAUGAGGAUCACUCAGUUUUUGUCCGUAUGAUGAGCCCGCUGACUUUUUUUUGACUAUUGCUUCGGAGCAUAUGAAAAGUUACACAGGUGCUGAUUGUUGUUCUGUAUCUUGGAAGGUUAGUCAGCAGCCUUAACAUUUCAUCUCUUGUUCACCUCUGAGUUUGAGAAUGAUUCUUUACUUCAUAGAUAUCAAGCUACAGUUUUCCCUGCAUUUGACACUGCUUUGUCAGUAUUGAUGACUGUAAAUGAUUUUAAGGUUGUGUCUCCAAGGACACUUCAGAGAUCAAAGCAACUGAGCUGUCUGUGUAGAUCAGGAGAGAAAGAGUUUAUUAUGUGUAGCCUCUGUUGACUAAGCAUUUCUCAGAAAAUUCAGAGUUUUGGUGGGUACCUGCAUAACUUAACUUGUGCAGGCAUUUUUUAAUGUACUGUUUUAACAUAUGCAUUGUUCAUAGUUUGCAUUCUGAAGAUUUACAUCAGUUUGGUAACACUGACAGUACAUCUGAUGGGAAUUGCAUUUAGAACCAUCUUAAGUUAAACAACUUCUAAAUACCCAUCUCCACACUGUAGGCUGUACAGAGGAGGCCAAGUUUAUAAGUUAACAGUUGCUUUCAUUUCUCAAUAUUUCAUUAUUACACCAAGGUCUUGUUUGCAUGUCAGCAGUGACGUUUGUUUGACCUGAUUACUAAGCUAAUCCAGAUUUGCAACUUGAUGGGACAGUAAAUAAAACCUGAAAAUUAAUUUGGAAUGUUAA
Protopterus annectens (West African lungfish) is the source of this 12846-nucleotide messenger RNA. RefSeq names its product tetratricopeptide repeat, ankyrin repeat and coiled-coil containing 1 (gene TANC1). Gene Ontology annotation, molecular function: protein binding. The transcript has 30 exons. Bases 571 to 6276 code for a protein of 1901 amino acids. Lineage: Eukaryota; Metazoa; Chordata; Ceratodontiformes; Protopteridae. The record is from RefSeq and is a predicted model, not a curated record.